Molecule: messenger RNA, 510 nt
Organism: Ogataea angusta
Lineage: Eukaryota; Fungi; Ascomycota; Pichiomycetes; Pichiales; Pichiaceae
Exons: 1
Coding region: 1-510 (169 amino acids)
Source: RefSeq, a predicted model, not a curated record
AUGUUUUCCGAACUGGAGCUCGAGUACGAUAAAUUCAACGGCUCGGUCGCCGAUCUCGCCGACCGGGCUGCCGACGAAACAAUGGAUUCCAUGACCUGCGAAACAACCAACGAAACCGAGAUCUCGUCCGAAAGCAUCCUGGUUGUUCCAAAAAAUAGAGACCCGAACGCCUACCCCGUGAGGAUCUCGUCGCACUUCACCGCCAGCAAAAGAGUGCCAACGCCGGAGGAGCACCAGCUGGACGAUCUGGCCAAGUCCAAGGAUGACCUGGCCACCAAGGUGUUCAAGAUCGGCAAGGAAAUCGCUUUCCUCGAGACCAUCAUGCCCAAAAUGGAGAGAAGCGUCGAGCUCGACAAACUGGAGUAUGCCAAGGGCAAGCUCGAGGAGAAGAGAGAAGAGCUGCAAAGACAACAGUACACCCUGAGCAUCAAAAUCAACAGACUCGAAAAAAAGAUCUUUGGCGCACAGGGAAGCAAAGCAGACUACUGGGUCAGAGGAGUCAGCAGCUAG